Molecule: messenger RNA, 1230 nt
Organism: Trypanosoma conorhini
Lineage: Eukaryota; Euglenozoa; Kinetoplastea; Trypanosomatida; Trypanosomatidae
Exons: 1
Coding region: 1-1230 (409 amino acids)
Source: RefSeq, a predicted model, not a curated record
AUGUCGACAACCUCACGGCCUCACCACACCGCGAACGCGGGGCUUCUCCACGGAGCAGUCGCUGCUGAGGUGGCUGCUCCGCUUGACGGAAACCAUAAUUUUCAGGGCACCGCAGCCGACGCGCAUGAUGUGCUCCUCUGCGCACCGACGGAGGAAGACAACAAUGCGUGCGGCGGACGUCCGGCGGCUGACGGUGGCGAUGGUGCCUCUUUCGGCGACUUUUUCUUCCACAGCCUCCCACCUGCGGGGGGCGAUGACGCGGCGCAGCCCGCGGUGUUUGAGGGCUUUUGCUUUGACGACAUCUGCGGCGACGGCGCGUGGCCAACCGGAGGCACGGCGAUGGACGAGGCGCCCGGAGAGGCUGUCGAGGACGGCAAUCAGCCCCGUGCGCCGCCUCCGUUUGAUUUUCUUCUUUCCGAGGACGCCACCUCCACACGCGUGGCGGCUGCUGUGGGCAGAGGCACCGGAGAAGAAGCGGUGCUCGACAUGGAAUCGGCGGCGAUGCUGCACCCAAACUGCGGUGUGGCUGAUCUCACGUCCGCGCCUGUUGCUGUUUCCGCGGAGCUGCCACAGCAGUCUGCAGCAGAAGCGACGAAAAAACUGCCUGGGGAAACUGCUGUCCAUUUUCCCUCCACCACAACCGACACCAUUGAGGCGGCCUGCAUGGCCCCUGUCGCCCUCGGCAGUCUCAGUACCCGCCAGAGUAACGGUGGAAACGACACUUCCGCUGAGGGCGCCACUGCGACGACGGAGGUGGUGAAUAGCGCCCACUCGCUUCCCUUCGGUUCGCUGCGGCAAUCACUCAAACUCAACGACAUCUCUGUGUCCUCCGCUGCAGAAAGCGCGAUAACAGCUGUGGGGGUGGCUCCGCGUGUGCCGCGGGAAAGUGUGGACGAGUUGCUGCGGCGUGCCAAUCGUAUUCUUUCCGACGGAGACUCCGCUGACGCCGCGCAGAGCUCCGCAGAGGGGGGGAGUGCGCGUCAGAGCAAUCAAUCGGAUACUCUCUUCAGCGCGCAGGUUUCCCACUGGCUACGAAGGUGCGUGGAGGUACAGGAGGCUUCCUUGGCCGCUGUGGCGGACCUUCAACUAAGAACGACAAAUACAAUGCGUCUGUUCAGCGCCCACUCAGGGCUUUCGUCCGCACUCGGGCCACAAUACGGUAAAACACCCGUUGUUUUAACACUUCCACUUGUACUUCCACUGAUGGAGUCUCUUCUUGAGGAGGUCUAA